AGAGAGAGAGAGAGAGAGAGAGAGAGAGAGAGGGAUGGACCGUGGCCAAUCAUCUGCAAGCAGAAUAACUAAAGUAGAGACACAGAGGAGAUUUCAUAGACCCAGUUACUCUCCACAGGCCUAAAAUGCGAGCAUGUCACAGAGGAUGAGCGGAGAUACAGAGCCGGAUAUGAAGAGAGAGGUGAUAAACAGCCGCCAGGUGGUUUAGUCCAUUUAUUAAUCUUAUUCAUUAGUUCGGGUCAUUUCAUAGAUGCGCUAGCGGGUGGUACAGGCCAUCAGCAAGGUUUACACUGCAGCCUGAAACACCUUUUCGUCCUCAAUAUGAUAUCGAAAUCCAAGAUCCUGCAAUAGCGGAGGCUGAGGAGGAACCGGAUUCACGGGACGCGUGAAUUAAACAAUCACCAACACCUCACGUUUCCCACCACCCCACCCCCUCCUCCUUCAUGUGCUCAAACGGAGGUGUGUGGAGGAGAGAGCGAUUUGAGCCCGCAGCCGAUGCCCGGAGAAAACAGCAGCCUGUGUGCAGGCAGCUGUGGACGACAGGAAGGUGGUACCCAAGUGUCGGUGUUUAUUAUCCGGGAUCCGAGUCCGGAGGCGCGUCGGCCGAGGCAUGGGCUGCGCUCCCAGUAUCCACGUCUCUCAGAGCGGGGUGAUCUACUGCCGAGACUCAGACGAAUCCAACUCCCCCCACCAGACCACCACCAUCUCUCAGGGCACCGCGGCCACGCUGCACGGGCUCUUCAUCAAGACCGACGCGGCUGAGACCAUCCCCUCCGUCAUCACCUACCAGAACCGGCACUCGCGCAACAACUCGUACCGGGAUCGCAAGGAGAACAGCGGAGGACACAUCCGCAUCGAGGCCGAGACGCAGACCAGCCACACCAGCGUCAAGGUUUCAGCUACAGAAGAAUGUGUAGGACCUAUGAGACUGACUCAAGAGCCAAUUCAGGUCUUGCUGGUGUUCGCCAAGGAGGACAGCCAGAGCGAUGCCUUCUGGUGGGCCUGCGACCGCGCCGGGUUCAGGUGUAACAUCGCACGGACGCCCGAGUCAGCCGUUGAGUGUUUCCUGGACAAGCACCAUGAGAUUAUAGUCAUUGAUGGACGCCACUCGCGCUACUUUGAGCCUGAAGCUGUAUGCCGGUUGAUCCGCGCCACAAAGCCCUCUGAAAACACAGUUAUUCUAGCCGUUGUGCCACAAAAACCGGCUGACCAGGACGAGCCAUCUGUUCUUCCUCUCCUCUGUGCUGGAUUUAGCAGAAGGUUUGUGGAGAACAGCAGUGUGUCAGCCUGCUACAAUGAGCUCAUACAGAUUGAACAUGGGGAGGUGCGCUGCCAGUUCAAACUCAGGGCUUGUAACUCUGUCUUCACUGCUCUGGACCACUGUCAAGAGGCUGUGGAGAUCACCAGCGAGGACCAUAUAAUACAGUAUGUGAACCCAGCAUUUGAGCGUAUGAUGGGAUACCACAAGGGGGAGCUGAUCGGGAAGGAACUGACUGAGCUCCCCAAGAGCGACAAGAACAGAGCUGACCUGCUGGACACCAUCAACACCUGCAUCAAAAAAGGAAAAGAAUGGCAGGGCAUUUACUAUGCCAGGAAGAAGUCAGGCGACAGUAUACAGCAACAUGUGAAGAUAACACCUGUCAUCGGCCAAGGAGGGAAGAUUCGACAUUUCGUAGCCAUCAAGAGACCUCAUAUUGACAACAAUAAUCAGGUCCACAAGUUCAACAAGGAAGAGAGAUGCAGCGGGGAACAUUCCCAGUCAGAGUGCCAUUCUCUACGUCACCGGGACAGGAGGAAAGAUUCAAUUGACGCCAGAUCGCUCAGCUCUCGUGGUAGUGACGCUCCCAGUUUACAGAAUCGACGAUACUCCUCCGUCGCCAGGAUUCACUCCAUGACUAUCGAGGCUCCCAUCACCAAGGUAAUAAACAUCAUCAAUGCAGCCCAGGAGAGCAGUCCGGUAACGGUAGCCGAGGCUCUGGAUCGCGUGUUGGAGAUCCUGAGAACUACCGAGCUCUACUCCCCUCAGCUCGCUUCCAAAGAAGACGACCCCCACACCAACGACCUGGUCGGGGGGCUCAUGAAUGAUGGGCUGCGGAGACUCUCUGGGAAUGAAUAUGUCUUCUGUAAAAAUAUGAGCCAGAGCCAGCUGGCUAUCCCAGUCACUCUGAAUGACGUCCCUCCAUCCAUCGCCAAGAUGCUGAAUGAUGAGGAGUGCUGGGAGUUCAACAUCCUGGAGCUGGAGGCAGCGACACACAAGAGACCGCUGACUUACCUCGGGCUGAAGAUCUUCACCAGUUUCGGUGUGUGUGAGUUCCUGAACUGCUCGGAGGCCACGCUGCGCUCCUGGCUGCAGCUCAUUGAGGCCAGCUACCACGCCUCUAACUCCUACCACAACUCCACACAUGCCGCAGACGUGCUGCACGCUACUGCCUACUUCCUACGCAAAGAAAGAGUCAAGAGCAGUCUGGACCAGCUGGAUGAGGUGGCGGCGCUGAUAGCGGCCACAGUGCACGACGUGGACCACCCGGGCAGGACCAACUCCUUCCUGUGCAACGCCGGUAGCGAACUGGCGAUCCUCUACAACGACACAGCCGUGCUGGAGAGCCACCACGCGGCCCUCGCCUUCCAGCUCACCGUCCGAGACAGCAAGAGCAACAUCUUCAAGAACACAGACAGGAAUCAGUACCGAACACUGCGACAGGCAAUAAUCGACAUGGUGUUGGCGACAGAGAUGACCCGACACUUUGAGCACGUCAGCAAAUUUGUGAACAGCAUCAACAAGCCGAUGGCUGCCAUAGAAGAGACCAGCACAAGUAGCGUGAACAGCGACUGUGACGGUCAGGCCAACAUCAGGAACUCUCCGGAGAACCGUCUGCUGAUAAAGAGGAUGUUGAUCAAGUGUGCAGAUGUGGCGAACCCCUGCAGACCGCUCGAGCUCUGCAUCGAGUGGGCUGGACGAAUCUCUGAGGAGUACUUUGCGCAGACGGAUGAGGAGAAGAGACAAGGGCUGCCGGUGGUGAUGCCAGUGUUUGACAGGAACACCUGCAGCGUGCCCAAGUCUCAGAUCUCCUUUAUAGACUACUUCAUCACCGAUAUGUUUGAUGCCUGGGAUGCCUUCGCCAGCCUGCCUGGUCUCAUGGAGCACCUGUCAGAGAACUACAAGUAUUGGAAGGGCUUGGACGAGAUGAAGUGUAAGAGCCUGCGUCCUCCACCUCCUUCUUGACCGACUCCUCGUCGCCUCCUCUCAUCCAUCACUCCGAGCAGGGCAGGACAGCGAAUGCAGCCCUGCGGUGGAACAAUUAGUCUCUCCAACUGUGAUUCGACGGAGCUCUGUGCCCUCCCAGGCGCCCCCUCACCCCGGACACAACCCAACGCUGGGCAAUCGGGGACUCUGAGAGCAGACAUCACUGACUGAUGGACACAUGAGAUGCUGUUUCAAUCUCAAAUCACAGCCUCUUUUCUAGCGUAGUUCUCGGUGGAGGUGGUGUUCUGCCAGUGGAGAACAGGUUGUCAUUUGAGGGCCCCGUCGACUCUCUUUUGCCACUUUAUGGCCCUGUUAAGUAUUCCUAAUAGCACCUGUGAGGACCUCGUGGCUCACCUGACAAUCUGUACCAUCCAGUGUAACACACCAGAAACCUGCACUUUAGCUAAUCAAGACAUUUUCAUUUUGAGCUCCCUCUUGCUAUUUUUGCUUUUCACCGUUUUUUCCUUAGUUUUCUCUCAUUCUGCAUCCGUCUGUUGCUGUAAAAGAAACACGGUGAAUCAGAUGGUGACCAAAGCUAGAAGCACUGACUGAAAAUAAGUACCAAGAUGGAUCUGUUCGUGUGUGUGUGUCCUCAAAAGUCCCUUUUUCAAAUCACCAACUUGUGAAGGUGCUCAGCUGGAAUUAUUCAUUUUUAUGAGCUGUGAUACGGUCUACAGUAUGAGAGACACUUUGACUUGUGUCUGGGACCAAAUGCUAAGCAAUCCAUGCCCCUGUUUGGCCACAUACAGAAAGAACUUGUAGGAAAGAUUUAAGGAAGGGCAGAGCUCCAGAGGCGGUUAGCCAAGUACCAGGGUCCAACCAGAAGGGGAGAACCAGCCAGCACACAGGUUUUCUAAAUGUCCAGCCAGGGGACAUCCAAGAAGGGCUUUGUUUGUGAUGAUUGCUGAAUUUAAGGAUCACGUAGCUGGUGGUGAAAUAACUCACCCAAAAAUCUACUGUUAUGAUAUCUUCCUCUGCAUUAAUGUUGUCAGUGAAGAUCUUUGUCAAACUUGUAUGUCAGAACAAAUGGGGGAACAGAAUUGCACUGUAUCAGAGCUGUUUAAGUUAAGCAGUUAUACUUUCAAUGAACAAUAACAUCAGAUGUUACACACUUAGCUUUGUGACACUAACUGUAGACAUUUGCACCCAAAUAAGAAGAAACAAAUCAGACUUGUAGUGUGGCUACACUGACUGUUGUAUGGUGCACAAACUGUGCAAAGCUAGUGUCAAAGUAGUGAGUUGUAAGCUUUGUUGGACCUCACAGAUGUAUGAAGGAGCACCAGAUCCAUGUUUGGAUCCAGCUUGUAAAAACAGCAGCUGCAGAGCCAGCGUCUGCCUGCUUCUAACACUAAUCGGCUCCACUUCUCACAUGGUUUCUGUUAAACCAAUUUCACUGUAUCUCAGAAUCCUGCAACUGCAAUUCACCUUGCAGUCAUUUGGCUCUCUCUUUUUUGGGAGAAAUCUAGCUUGCACAUGAUUUUCAAAUUAUCUGGAUUCAGAGGAAAUAGACUGAAAAGGCCAUCAGAUAAUAUUUGUAUGAUGUGUCUGCCCUCUGGUGGCUACACAGAGGCAUUGCAGUAGUAGUACACAAAAUCUAAUGGUGACUCAUUUGUCAGAUACAAUCUACAGGAAAUUGCAGCACUGUGACUCUGUGAUAUAAAAAACUACGAUUUAUCAAAAGCAGAAUUUCUAAAGAAAACUAUCUGCUUUAAUAUUUGAGAAUUUAACCAGUAUCAUCCCUUAGUGUUUCUUACAUUUUAACACAUGAAGGUGAACCAGUAUUGGAAAGCUAUAUUUCUAGCAGCACACUUAACCCUGCGAUAUUAUUUUAUAAAGGAAAUUGGACUAAAAAUGGCGAUUAGUGGUUAAAUCUGCAGAUGUACAUGCUUCAACUACCUGAGCUGCUUUGGUGAAAUUGUAUAAUUUUAUUAUUAUGUAUUACCGGUUCUAGUCCCACCUGAAUGAUGUUCAUGAGUGACGUAGGAGGACAUCGCUGUGUGUGUACAGUAUGUGUGUGUUUAAUCCAGGAGACGCACAUCGCAGUAUUAACCAAAGGCACAGAGAGCUCUUUACCGGUGCCUUAUUCUUUGGUCAUCUUUACAGAAGAAAAAAAGAGUAUUUUUUGGUUGAAAUAGUUCCUCCUCUCCUCUAAAGAAAAAAAAAACAAAAAACAGUUGCUAGAAAAGCCAUACAUGCUUGAGAUAUUUUUUGAAAAAAAGACUUUAGGUAUGUUGCUUUAAGGUCUGUGCUACAGUUCUGAGUUAACUUGGUGAAUCAGUGUUAAUAGUUGUGUCACAAUGGUCCUGACAUUUUAUCCUUUGUUUCAUACAACUAUGAGGUUUUUAGAGACUGAAUCAGGUGAAGUUGGAUCAGAUGUGAAUUCCACUAUUAUUAUUAUUUCAGUUCACUUUAAAGAGAAAACAGGUCACAUCUAUGUAUUCAUAAUGAUAUGUAGUCAUUUUAUUGAUGACCCAAGGUCUUAAUCAACGCCUUAAUCUUGUCAUGUCUCAGUGUUUAGGUCUGCUAUCGUUGCAAUACACUGUAAACUACCUAAUGUACCUGCUGUUUUUGUAAAUACUCGCCUAAUAUAUCACAUUUGCUUUGCAUUUUACGUAAUUUGCUUAUGUAAACGUUUGUUUUGGCUGUUAUAUGUUGCAGGGGUGUUUUUCCAAAAUCUCUAAAACAAAAUUUAAAUUUUUUUACAGUGACUUGAAACAUGGCUCCACCUCUGAAUGUUUCAUGCUCUCACCGAUCACGAGAAGAUAUUUUUGCUAGUCGAUAAUGAGAGAUUUCUAUUCACAAAGACAAUUUAAAUAUUUCAGAUUUACAUGCCUUUUCUGCGAGCAGCAAUGACUGGAAUGUGACGAUAUCAAUUAGAUCGGAUGACAGCAAGUCGCUUAACGCCUCGCUUGCUUUGAGUCAACUGAGGCAGAACCAGAUUGUAUAACUGCUUGUUAUGUAAUGAUAAGCCUUCAUCACUUACAGUGAUUUCUAUUUCCUCUAUUUCCGACACUGAUGGCCGUGGCUGCGGACAACGUGCCAAUCCUGUGUUGUUUUGUAUCAUUUAUACAGAACAAUAAUUAGAAAGUGAUAAUGUUAUAUACAGUACAAAUUAUUUUUCAAAUAAGAAAAACCAUUAUUGGCCAUGAGAACUGUAAUGUGUAUUUUGAAAGCUUUUACUGCCUCAUGCAUAGUAUUGAAAAGAGCUUUCCAUCAGUCACUUAAAAUGUUUGUUUGAAAAGUUAAAUUUAGUUUGCUCUCUGGAUUAUGAUGUCUUAUUUUGAUGUUCUCUGUCAAACACAGAAAUGUAUUGUGAGAGACAAUUAAAGCAUUCUUUAAAUAUGA
Dicentrarchus labrax (European seabass) is the source of this 6589-nucleotide messenger RNA. RefSeq names its product phosphodiesterase 8B (gene pde8b). The coding region runs from base 611 to 3223 and encodes 870 amino acids. The record is from RefSeq and is a predicted model, not a curated record. The transcript is spliced from 22 exons. Gene Ontology annotation, biological process: signal transduction. Gene Ontology annotation, molecular function: 3',5'-cyclic-AMP phosphodiesterase activity. NCBI's taxonomy places the organism in Eukaryota, Metazoa, Chordata, Actinopteri, Moronidae.